AUGGCAGACCUCACUCUAGAUAUCUCGGAGAUCCAGAUAGUGGUUCAUUAUCCCGGAGACCCGGGAGGUUUCGAUUGGCAUCACAGGGUCCUGCUUCACCGGAUCGAGGGUGGACGAUGGAUCACCCUUACGCCCGAUCUGGAGCUUCAACGACAUGAUCUCUCGAUACAAAAUCACAGAGUGCUUGACCGGGCAGCCCCUUUCCCGGCUGACAUAGCUGCCUUGAUCUAUGCCCACGACCCCAUAGGUCGAGCUGCACUGUCCAACUUCAGGAGGCAGGCUCAGAUCCAGGCGUCCAUUCUUGGAGAGAGCGCCGUGAUUGACUCCGAGGCCUCCCAGUGGGUUGUGGCUGAGAGUACUCAUUCAGAUUUCGGCCGCACGGUGGACGCUGCCUUGCUUGCGAAUGAGGCUACAGGGCUGGCUUUCACAAUGAAGGGGGUCAUAAUCCUUGAAGGGGAAGAAGUCUUUGUCGAGCGAGUGAUGAUCAGCGAUUUGGAUGCUUGGAAAAGGAAGCGUGACCUGGAGGCCGCCGACGUGCGACUCCUAGGCGACCAUCGCGAUGCCAGUGGCAAGAAGGUCCUCGGUCUCCGCCAGGCCGUCCCCUUGAUGAAAUGCCCUAUGGAUCCUGAGUUCCCGAUCCAGGGCGCUCGGGCCGCUAAGGAGUUUCAUGAAGCAGUUUCCUUGACAACGGAGGGAUUCCUCACCUACCAUUCAGAAUGGGUCCGCUUGUCAGGGGCCAAUCGCAAGACCAGCUCGGUUCACAUUCACCGGGCCAUUUGCGAGGCGUUGAGGUUGAUGCACUCUUUCGAUCAGCUUGACGUUAGCGCCCUUGCAAUGGGCGAGCAUUUGACAAGGUGGGUGAUCCAGACCGAGCUUGCGGUGGAACGGAAUCCUGCUGCUCCAGAUUUCAGCGGGCUUGACAUCGUGAGUGGGACCGCUCAAUUACCUGACGGGAGGGCAGCGACCACCAAGUUCUCGGAGUGGGUCUCGGCACGCCUCAAAGAGCGGGGCGCGGCUAUCGAGGAGACGGAGACGAUGGCAGAGGCAAAGGAGACAGUGCGACGGCCGGAGCUGCUGCGGGCAGCUCUGGAGCGGAUGAUGGGAGACAUUUGGCGGAGGGUUGCCAUGUACGGAGAGUGUCCAGCUGAAGUGACUGAAGCUUCCUCUCUCGGUGACCUUUGCAGGCGAGCCAACCUGUACUCGCAGGAGGCCUGCCACCUUGUGGACACGGAUCUCGGGAAGAUCAAGAUUCUACGGCGGAGGCUCCAACCGCAGGACGCCAGAGACCUGGCUCCCCCCGAGACCAAGUGUUACCUGGACAAGUUCAACGUGUUGGUGGAGAGGACUCCGGAAGAGCUCGAGGGGCUCCGCGAUACCGGGAACCUGGUGGAGCCCUACUGGGAUCCCCGUCUUCGGCGAGAUCGGCUCCUUCGUCUGCAGCUUUACCGGGCCCUCUUCGAAGCGAACCUCCUGACCUUUCGUCGACGCCGCAAGGCAAGAGUUGGCUUCUUCACCGUGCGCAAGAAAGACACAGACCAACAGCGUCUCAUUAUUGAUGCGCGGCAAGCCAAUUCUUGUCACAGGCCUCCACCGACGACUCGCCUUGCGACGCCGGCGGGCAUGACAAACCUUGACCUUUCACCCGGGACUUUGGAAUCUGAUGGAUUUGGCGGCUACCUCGGCGAGGCCUGCGUGACGAGCGAAGCCGGUGAUGUGGGAGACUGCUUCUAUAAUUUUACCGUCCCUGCCCUGGCCGCGUGGUUCUGCACGGACGAUGACUUCGACCAGGCUGAGCUCGCGGACUUGGGCAUCCACGUGGACGCCGUCUAUGACGAUGAGGCUGACAAGGAGCUCCCUCUCCGGGCUCAUGAGCGCGUUUACGCCGCGUUCAAAGGCGUGCCCAUGGGAGAGCCGCCGCCUACCAGCUUGCUGGACGGAUUCAGUGGAGACUUCGCCACAUCGAGAGAUGGUUUGGCCCCGAUCUUCCUCGACCUCAUACCCGACAUGUUGUGCCUGCAAGCUCGGCUCCGAUUUGGGAACGUUUUGCGUCGACUGAGCCUGAUCUUUUACAUGAUCGACGUGAUUGCGGAGGACAUGGCACCCAGGGCUCGCAUUGCCGAGCCGACUGUUGGCACCUCGCCACUUCCUCGAACUUUUCUCUGGCACGGGGCGGCUGACAGCCGCUGUACAGCGGGGGUGCAUUUCAUCAUAGAAAAUCCUCAAACAAGUCGAUUGUGGGAGUUUGGUCCAAUUCGAGACAUCUUCCUUAACAAGCACGUCUGCUUCUUCACCUUCCACACGUGGGGUCAUGUUCAUGAACGACUGAAGGGGUCAGUGAUGUCGAUUGUGGAUGGAGCUACCGGGACUACAUCGCCGGAGACUGUUCUGAGUUUUCUCCAUGGCGUCGAGGCGGCGGCCCGUCGAGCUCACCGACCACAUGAUGCAGAUACCGACGAAGAUCUUCGAGCAGGUCACAAAGGUCAGGACAGCUACAAGUUCCUUCGAGGAGCCAAGCGGUACCUCCAAACGCAUCCGGUCAUCUUCGGCCACUUCACAGCCAAGGAUAUCGCCCGCCUCGCCGGCUACAAAAAGUUCGACGACGACCCCGAAAAGACGCGCAAAGCCCAGGACGACACCAGAGGGGGCAAGCCUUCCUCCACUCCUACGUCUUCGAGCUUUGAAGGUACACAGAAAACCCUGGACAGGUACUACAAGCAUGUCCGCGAGUUCGAGGCGUGGGCCCGAGCUCACGGACACCGGGAUGAUGAAGUCCAGCCCUCCAACGGUGCCUACGUGAUCUAUGGCCUGCAGCUGCUACGCAACAUAGGGCCCAAGCAGGAGAGUUCAUCCACGACCUCGGCUUCUUGGCAACAGCAGCGUGGCGACCUGGCCUUCGCCCUCAGCCUUCAGUAUGACACGUACCUGCGCCCCUCGGAAUUGCUUGGCCUCACCGUGGACCAUGUCGGAUAUCCUGCGGGAGAGCGAACCAAGCAAGGCACCUCCGACGACUCUGUCAUGAUCGCUGACAUGGCAGACCGUCGUUGGCUCUCCGAUGCAAUGGAACUUUACGUGGGCAAAUGCAAGCAUGAGCUCUUCCCUGGCGUCACGCUGAGCUUCUAUGAACGCUGGUGCGAAAAGAGCUGCAAGCAGCUAGGUUCCCGCUCUACUUGCAUUAUGCCGCACAUUCUUAGACACUCUGGAGCAUCCAACGAUAUGUUCCACAACAGACGGUCGCUCAAUGAGAUCCAGAAACGUGGCCGCUGGCAGGCACGCAAAAGUGUCACCCGUUAUGAGAAGCAUGCCUUGCUGCUCAAACGGUGGGAGCAAGCUUCGCCGAAGCGAGUGAACUCGAUUCGACGGCAAUCUCAGAGCUUUGGCCCAGCCCUCGUGUGCUAUCUGAAGUCUUCCGAGCGCUGA
This is a messenger RNA of Symbiodinium sp. CCMP2592, 3417 nucleotides long. The record is from the annotation of a GenBank genome assembly. Lineage: Eukaryota; Dinophyceae; Suessiales; Symbiodiniaceae.